UUGAAUGCAAACUUUGAAAUCAAUGAAAACUAAAUUUAUAUUAUUUUAAUUGAAUUAAGCAUUUGAUGUAUUGUUGACCACAAACUCAUCGCUUAUAUUAAAGUCAAAUACAAAUCAUCACUCAUUUCAUACAUAAUCUGAUAAUUGGUAAUCAAUGUCUGAGCGAGCAGUGUUUGUAUUGGACGUGUCCGGCAGUAUGUUGGGUGCGAAGUGCCAGACCCUGCAGUUGGAGACCGUGCGCUUCAUUGAUCGUAUCGGUGAUAAUAACCAAGUGGGGAUUGUGUUGUUUGAUGAUUAUGGCUGGACCGCACACGCAGUGACUAAAAUCACGGGUCACUCCGUUAGGCAAAGCAUUGUCGCUGCCGUACCAGAGAUGGCCAGAGGGGGCACUGAUAUCGGGGCUGGAAUUAUGGAAGGGUUGGCGGCGUUCAGUUGCGCCGGUGUGGACACCAAUGGCGCGAAGAUAUUUCUGGCCACCGAUGGCGGCCAUUGUGUGGGAAUCCCUGACUAUGUGGGCCAUGUUUUACCACAUUUGAUUAGCGCAAAGGUAAAGGUGUAUUGUCUCGCAAUCGGUGUGAGCGCUGAUCAUAAUCUGGAAAAGCUCGCGACAGCAACCGGUGGUCAGGUCUUCAACUUGAGUCGAGUGGACGCCGAGAGCCGCGAAAUGAUGGCCCGCGUAAUGGAGGCCGCGAUGAAAGAAGUCAUUACAAGUAAAGAGAUGGCAGAAGUGGUCACUCAUACUGUGGUUAACGAAGUUGUGGUCAUAAAUGGCAACACAUAUGAGACUCGAGUGCCCAUUGAGGCCGACAUCGGACGCAACACUCAAAUUCAUGUCCGCUCCGAAGCCAUCAACGAUAUCGUUGUAGAGAUCACCGGCCCGUCAGGUGCUGUCUAUAGCACUACCGGUGGAGAGAUUAUGAAACGAUUGGAUCUAAAAGAGUGCGUCCUAUUCAUGGACUCGACUGAAUCGGGUCUUUGGGCUAUUAAAGUGAGGGCAAAGACAUCGGGCACAGUUAGGGCCCAUUUGGUGGUUGAGAGCAAUCCUACCGGCGCUCAGGCCAUUGAAUUGCAGGUGUUUUUGAAGGCAUCGGAAGGCAAUUGUCCGCCGAUAGUGGCCUCGAAACUAUCUAAAGGCAAUGACCCGAUUCUAAGCGCUUUAGUUACGGCAACAGUGGACAAACCGGACGGCACUCAGACUAACCUCUCGUUAAGCUCGCAUCAUAACGACGGCUAUUAUUACGCCUACUUCACCGACUAUAGCGGCGCCGGCAGAUAUAAUGUUAGCGCACUGGCCGUUGAUGAUGGCAACAAUACUGUUUACCAUGGCGCACCCAUCGGGCAAUUCCGUCGCCAACGGGUGGCUAAUAGUUUUCAAGUGAUGGCCGACUCUAUGCCCACUCAAUUGCCCGCUUAUGACCAUUUUGCCCAACUGUUGCUUAGCAACAAAUUUGGGUCAAUGCGAAUUAACAAUAGCACCCAAUCGGGAGCACCGGUGGGUCCGGCUCCCAAACGGUCGGGUUCUUCGCUGGACAACAAAGUAGUGCUAUUGAGUGCUAAAAUGCGAUCACUUAAGAGUCGAUUGGCGUCCAAUUUUUAUCGCACAAAAUUGUCGGUCAAUGGACUACAGGUGUCCGCCACUGAGAAGUCAGGUCUGAUUAAUCGGUUGACCACUUUUGACCGCUUUCUAACCUCUGUUCGCGAGACGACUGCCGAAGAGAUCGAUGGAUAUCAACACACUUUGGAUGACGUGAACGAUAAGAGGGAGAAGUGUUUUCACGUCAUACGGGAGACGGCGAGCAAAGAGAACGGCACUCAGAUGUGUCUUGAGCUCAACCCCAACGCAAGACUGGUCACCAUCGGGUCCCGAGAGGAACAGGACUUUAUUGGACAGUUGACUAAACCGUAUCAGAAUAUCACGUACAAGGCGUGGACCGGUAUUGACCGAGAUUUGUCCAGAAAAUACAGCGACUGGGUUGAGGGCAGUCCAGCGUCCGAGUGGUGGUACCGGUCGUGCGUUCAGAUAUCUAUAUCGCCGUACAAUACCGGCAAAUGGUUUGACGAGCCCUGUAGUCGACGGGCGUUAAUUGUGUGCGAACGGCGACAGGAAUGGACGCUGGAUGUGCUGAGCGCAGCCCUGGCCAACGUGACCAUGGUGCUGAAUGAGCAACAAACCCUGAUUGAUCAGUUGCGGCUCAAUAUGACACAACUUAAACCAAGAUCUCUUGAUAUUGAGCCAAAUAAUUUGACCAAGGUGGACAGUGAGUUAGAUGGCCUUAUGCCAGCGCCGGGCAUUCCCAUAGGGUUUAUAUACAUACAGUUGCCCAACCAGUCGGAGCCCCGGAGUAUGUGGCCGCUGACCAAUUGGACAGAUGUGUCCGAUCAGUACGCGGGACUGUUUUUCCGGGCGGCGGGCGGGACAGCGGCCCCGUUCGGGCUAAUACAACCGGCUAACUAUUCGUCAAUCAUCGGGGUUAAGGCCGGGACAGUGAGUCUGGACGACGGCCUGGAGGACAAUGACGAGCGCCUGUAUGUCGUACGUGAGGGCCAAUGGAGUGGUACAGCGCUGACCAGUUUUAUGCGCAUAACAGCACUCAGUAAUGUACAGGUGUUUAAGACUAGGGGCGAGAAUCGACCCGUGAAUACCGCCGUUCGGGUCUGGAAACGGAUCGAGUGA
Medioppia subpectinata is the source of this 2674-nucleotide messenger RNA. Lineage: Eukaryota; Metazoa; Arthropoda; Arachnida; Sarcoptiformes; Oppiidae. The record is from the annotation of a GenBank genome assembly.